AUGUUCGUACGAGUGCAUGAGAGUCAACAUAGGAAAGGUUAUCGACCAGAGAACAUAAACAUUAACGGAAUCCCUAUCACCCCUGUCUCCAGUGAUGAAUACUAUAAGUAUCUCAGAAUUGGUGAAAAUGCUGCAUACGCUGGUGUUGCGUACUGCCCCUACCGUAUACGGAGACUUCAUUUCCCUCUCAAACUCAGCUUCGCCAUGACAAUUAACAAAGUACAAGGUCAAUCGCUGAAAGUUGUCGGAUCGGACCUUCGAACGUCGUGCUUUUCACAUGGACAGUUCUACAUCGUUUGUUCCAGAGCUGGCCAUCCAGACAGCUUACUCAUCUAUCCUCCUGAAGGAAAAACCAAAAAUGUUGUCUGCAAAGCAGCCCUACAAUAG
Messenger RNA from Octopus sinensis (East Asian common octopus), 387 nucleotides. RefSeq lists its product as uncharacterized. The coding region runs from base 1 to 387 and encodes 128 amino acids. The transcript is spliced from 2 exons. NCBI's taxonomy places the organism in Eukaryota, Metazoa, Mollusca, Cephalopoda, Octopoda, Octopodidae. The record is from RefSeq and is a predicted model, not a curated record.